Eucalyptus grandis is the source of this 3910-nucleotide messenger RNA. RefSeq names its product putative pentatricopeptide repeat-containing protein At5g47460. NCBI's taxonomy places the organism in Eukaryota, Viridiplantae, Streptophyta, Magnoliopsida, Myrtales, Myrtaceae. Gene Ontology annotation, molecular function: RNA binding; protein binding. The coding region runs from base 119 to 1930 and encodes 603 amino acids. The record is from RefSeq and is a predicted model, not a curated record. Gene Ontology annotation, biological process: RNA modification. The transcript has a single exon.
GAACAUUUGUUCUUUCCUUCAUGGACAAGAACCGAACCAAGGCAAGUCCCAUCUAAGCGCCACGUAAAUGGAAAUCCAGAGGCAGCACCGAGCAAUCUCCGAAAACGACCGAAGAUGAAUGUCGUUGGAUAUGUUGCUCUUGAUGCCGAGGCAUGCGAAGGUACUUGCUGAACUGGGUACGAGGUUCCGACACCCGCCUUCCACAUCGACGCGCUCGUCAGCCUCCCGGGCCUGCUCCGUUCAAGAAGAUCAUGGGGCCACCGCAGCCAUUGCCCAAACAAAAGAAUCCGAAGCACGGGCCGGACGAGUUGAUUUGUCGAUGGCAGCUCGGAUGCUCCAAUCCAGUGCCAGACCGUGCGGGUAUGAUUUGGUCCGGCUCAUUCGCGCCGCCACGACGUCGCGGGGUUCCGAAUCGCAUGGCCUACAGCUUCAGAGUCUUGCCCUGAAACGUGGGUUCGGCUCCGAUGUCUUCGUGAUGACUGCCCUGAUGAGCUUCCACGUGGAAAAAGGCUCACUGCGCGGCGCCCACAACCUGUUCGACGAAAUUCCAGAGCCGAACGUGGUUUCUUGGAAUACGUUGAUUUCCGGGUAUCUGCGCUUUGGGCUGUUUCGGAAAACUUUGAGCUUGUUUGUUCAGCUGAACAAGUCUGAAACUUGCGUUGGUGAUGCGUUCUCUGUGACGGCGGCAUUGGCUGCGUGCGGUCGGUUGAGCUUGUUGCAGCUUGGAAGGUCUAUCCACUCCAAGAUCGUGAAAGUUGGUAUGCGAUGCAGUGUCUUUGUUUCUAAUUGCUUGAUUGACAUGUACGGUAAAUGCGGAUGUGUUCAAGAGGCGGUACAUGUGUUUGGAGCAAUGUGUUAUAAGGAUACUAUUUCGUGGAACUCGGUUUUGUCAGCUUGCGCUAGAAACCGAAACCUUGAAGAGGCAUUGAAUUUUUUGCAGGAGAUGCCCAAUCCCAACACCAUCUCAUACAAUGAGGUAAUUAAUGGUUUUGCCCAGUUCGGAAACAUGGAAUAUGCUGUACAGAUCCUUUUGUACAUGCCGAAACCAAGUUCAUCUUCAUGGAAUUCAAUAAUAACUGGUUAUGUGAACCGAAAUCGAUCGAGAGAAGCUCUUGAUUUCUUCACGAGAAUGCGCUCAGAAGGCAUGGAGAUGGAUCAAUUCACAUUUUCAAGCAUUCUGAGCGGAAUUGGAUCUUUAGCAGCACUGAGUUGGGGAAUGGCAAUACACUGCUGCACGACGAAGUGCGCUUUUGACUCAUCUGUGGUUGUUGGUAGUGCCCUUGUUGACAUGUACUCAAAGUGUGGCCAAGUGGAAGAUGCUGCAUUGAUGUUUGACUCCCUACCUCAGAAGAACUUGAUAACAUGGAAUGCCAUGAUAUCCGGUUUUGCCCACAAUGGUUACUUUGCCGAGGUGGUUCACUGCUUUGAGCAACUUCUUAUCGAUGGUAUAGAACCGGACGAGAUCACAUUUCUCAACGUUUUAUCUGCAUUUUCCCAUGGCGGCAUGCCAUCGCAGCUCGCCAUGAAGUACUUGGAAUCAAUGAUCGAUGACUACAGGAUUCAUCCAACAGCCGAGCACGGCUGUUCCAUAAUAAGGUUAAUGGGUCAAAGAGGAGAAGUUCGGAGGGCUGGAAAGAUGAUCCACAAACUUGGAUUCAGCACAUGGGCCUCGGUUUGGAGGACUUUGCUCGGUGCUUGCGGAUCUUGUCGGGAUCUGGAGACUGCGAAAAUCGCAGCUGCAAAGCUGAUCCAAUUGGAAGGCGAUGAGGAUUACAUUUACGUUGCGAUGUCCAACAUAUACGCGUCUCAUGGGAAAUGGAGCGAAGCAGGUGCGGUUAGAGAGCUGAUGAGGUCGAGAGGCGUGAGGAAAGGAGUCGGUUUUAGUUGGAUACAAGUGAAGAACAUCAUAUCGAAUUCAGAUGUGACUUAGGUACGGCUCGUGGAUGGCGCAAGCGAACCGGAGGCAGGGGUGAUGCGAUCGUGGGCCUGCGCAAUCCGGACAAAUCUGAGUCAGCAAUUUCAUUCUUAGCCUUGCCUAAGUCCAUCCGAGACCAAUCAAUUCAUAGAAAAAGAUCAAAUUCUUUUUAAGGACAAGAACUUUUAGAUCAGCUGCUAUGCCAGAGUUCAUGCUGAAGUUUGCAUAGAACCACCUGAACGAAACAGAAAAUGUCAUUUCUCUACCAAGAAAAUAAGAACACCAUUGAAAAGAAAUAACUUUUGUCGCAUCAUUUUCCUUUGUGAAUUGAUGUGUGCCAAUACAGUUCUUUUUGGCUGAACUGUGUAUCGGUAAAGUCGAGCAGUAUUUACACUUGCUGGUGUUUCUCUUAUGAAAGUUCAAAACCCAAAAGGAAAAAAGCUAUAAACCUAAAGGCUGUCCUGUCCAUCAAUCAUGCUCACAACCACAGAGGUAACAUCAAAUCCACCACCAGAGCCACUAACCAGGUGGACCACGCAAACCACCUCCGCUCCAAUCCGCCGCCGCCACGAACGCCUCCGUUAUUUUCGCUCUCCGACUCCAGCAGCGAGCUCAGCCUGAAAUUCGGGUUCGACCCGUAGAGCGCCUGCACCCCCUCGACGUCGUCGAUCCUCAGGUCCACCUUCCUCGUCCUCGGGUUCACCCUCGGGUACAUCACCGCCUCCCGGACCGAGCUGUGGCCCAGCCCCAGGACGUGGCCGAUCUCGUGCGUCGCCACUGACUCCAGAUCGAUCGCCACCUUCGCCUUCUCCCUCUUGAAGUCCAGCGCCCACGUCUCCGCCGCGUCGAAGUGGACCCGCCCGUCCUCCGGCGAGAACGCGUGCGCCAGCACCCCGAGCACCCCGUCGAACGGCUGCCCGUCCCCGUGGUCCCCCCGGUAGAACCCGAUCCGGAUGUCCGCCUUCCGGUACUCCACCGCCUCGACGAAGCUCACCGGGAUCACCGCCGACCACCGCGCGAACGAGCGCCGGAACACCGCCCUCACGUCCUCCUGGCUCAGGUACCCGACCGUGUACUGCGGCGAGAGCGCGUAGCUGAGCGUCGCGGGCUCCGCCCGGUCCCACCGCGGCCGCCCGGGGAAGUACGCGUAGCGCCGCAGCGGCUGCGCGCCGUCGACGGGGGUGUCCCCGACGCCGCACCGGGGCGACAUGACGGCCGAUAUGGUCUCGGCGUUGAGCUCGCCGGUGACGUCGAGCCCGAGGUUGGUCUGGAACGCGACGACGGCGGACUCGAAGUCGUCAUCGAACACGUCCGUGAAGUCGGAGACGGCGGCGGGGAGGUACCCGAACCGGCUGAAGUACCGCUUGAGCUCCGACAUGCCGUCCACCUGGGUCCCCUUCCCGGCGUCCUGGAACCUCGAGAAGUCCCGCCACGUGGAAUUCCGGGCGUCGACGGUUACUACGGUUACGGUGCCCGGCGCGGUCCUGGCGGGAAAGCACGGCGGCCAAACGAGGAGGAGGAGGAGGAGGAGGAGGGCCGACCAGAAGAGCCGCCGCCAUGCGGGCAUAGCUUUACUACGAUGUCCGGUCCGCUCCCCUAAGAUAUUCUCCUUAUGUUGGGGAUUAGGGGCUUGGAUUUGCAGGAACCCGAAAAAGGGACCCGAAUUUUAUCCUUAAUUUUCUCACAUGGGGUACGGUGAAUUUCGAUCGUGACUUGGAUGAGGUGGAGGCUGGUCGGAUGCAAGCAAUGAAGAGGGAGAUUUGAAAAGCUAAGAAGAUUCUGAACUUGCUUUAUGGCUAUUCAUUUGUUGAUUCUGGCUUUGGGGAGGGUGUUUUCUGCUUAUUGCUUUGGUGGGUUAAAUAGGGUAUUCGUUAAUUCAGUUUAAUUCAUAUGCCAAUUGGGGGAAAACGAAAUUGGUAUGCAAGUCGUCGCCUGCUUUCUUUCCUUUUUAUUUAUAAACUGGAAUUCAAUGAUGAUUAGUGGCGUAAGAUAAUA